Sapajus apella (tufted capuchin) is the source of this 8567-nucleotide messenger RNA. RefSeq names its product zinc finger protein 736-like. Gene Ontology annotation, molecular function: RNA polymerase II cis-regulatory region sequence-specific DNA binding; DNA-binding transcription factor activity, RNA polymerase II-specific. The coding region runs from base 398 to 1642 and encodes 414 amino acids. NCBI's taxonomy places the organism in Eukaryota, Metazoa, Chordata, Mammalia, Primates, Cebidae. The record is from RefSeq and is a predicted model, not a curated record. Gene Ontology annotation, biological process: regulation of DNA-templated transcription. The transcript is spliced from 5 exons.
AAGCUGGACGGGUCUUUCUCUCCUAGCGACCAGGCUCUGGGUUCAGUUCCUGUGUCCAUUGUUUCGUCUCACCUGCUCCUAGACCUCCUAGGUGACUCUACCACAGCCCCCGGUAUCCUGUGACCUGCGAGUACUGGGAGAUCCCUAGGGAGGACGCCGAAACAUCCAGAGGCUGGAAAAUGGGUCGCUUACUUGUCCCAUCCUCCCCCACCACUCUCCCCAGGUUUAUGCAUCUCUUUCAUCUGGCUGUUCCUGAGUUGUGUCCUUCGUAAUCAGCUGGCAAACAAGUAAAAUGUUUUACUGAGGAGUGUUGACAUUCAGGGAUGUGGCCAUAGAAUUCUCUCCAGAAGAGUGGGAAUGCCUUGAUUCUGCCCAGCAGCAUUUGUAUAGGGAUGUGAUGUUACAGAACUACAGAAACCUGGUGUUCCUGGGUCUUGCUGUCACCAAGCCUGACUUGAUCACCCAUCUGGAACAAGAAAAAGAGCUCUGGAAUGUGGAGAGACAGGAAACAGUAGCCAAAUACCCAGAGAUAUUGCCGAAGCAGAACAUAAAAGAUUCAUCUAAAAAUGUAACACCAAGAAAAUACAAAAGCUGUGACCUUGAUAAUUUAUGCUUAAAGAAAGCCUGGCAAGAUGAGAAUAAUUGCAAGGGGCAGAAAAGUAGUUAUAAUUACCUCCAGCAGUGUUUGUCACCCAUCCGUAGCAAGAUAUGCCAAUGCAAUAAAUGUGGCAAAGCUUCUCAGUGGUGCUCAAUUCUUACUGAAGAUAAGAAAAUUUGUAGCAGAGAGAAACCCUACAGUUGUGAAAAAUGUGGCAAAGUCUGUAGGUCAUUCCCAGGCCUUACUAGACAUAAGAGAGCUCAUACUAGAGGAAAACCCUACAAAUGUGAAGAAUGUGGCAGAGCCUUUAAACGCUUCUCAAACCUUACUAAACAUCAGAGAAUUCAUACUGGAGAGAAACCGUACAAAUGUGAACAAUGUGGCAAAGCCUUUACUCGCUCCUCAACCCUUGCUACACAUAACAUCAUUCAUACUGGAGAGAAGCUCUACAGAUGUGAAGAAUGUGGCAGAGCAUUUACCCACUCUUCAGCUCUUACUAGACACGAGAGAAUUCAUACUGGAGAGAAACCCCACACGUGUGAAGAAUGUGGCAAAGCCUUUACCUACUCCCGAAACCUUAUUAAACAUAAGAAAAUUCAUACUGGAGAGAAACCCUACUAUUGUGAAGAAUGUCGCAGAGCCUUUAAAAGCUUCUCAGACCUUACUCAACAUAAGAUAAUGCAUACUUUAGAGAGACCAUACAAAUGUGAAGAAUGUGGCAAAGUCUGUAGGUGGUUCUCAGAGCUUACAAAACAUAGGAUAAUUCAUGCUGGAGAGGAACCCUAUAAAUGUGAAGACUGUGGCAAAGGCUAUAUGUAUCCCUCAGAACUUUCUCAACAUAAGAGAAUUCAUACUGGAGAGAAACCCUACAAAUGUGAUGACUGUGGCAAAGCUUAUAGGUGGUCCUCGGGUCUUACUAAACAUAAGAGAACUCAUACUGGAGCAAACUAUACACAUGUGAAGAAUGUGGCACAGUCUUUUCCCGCUUCUCAACCCUUUGUAACCACAGGAGAAUACAUACUGGAAGGCGACCUUAAAAUGUGAGGAAUGUGGCAAAGUCAUUAAGUGUUUCUCAGCCCUUACUAAACAUAAGAGAAUGAAUAAUGAAGAGAAACUACAGGUAUUAAAAAUGUAAAAAAGCCUUAAGCAGGUCCUCAAUUUUUUUUUAAUAUAUCAGAACAAAUAUGAUAUAAGUGGAAUCACUAUUGAAGGAUAUUUAACAAAAGACUUAGAGUAUACAAUAAUUCUUUUAUUAUUUAUGAACCUUACAAAUAGAGAGGUACAGUACUUCUACUUACAUUACAGAUUUUAUUAUACACAGAAAAAUUUAAGCAAGAGGAAAACCUUAUGAGUUCCACAAACUUUACUAAUUUUUAAAAAUAAUAGCUCCCAGAUUUAUUGAUUUUUUAAAAUAGCUUUUUAUGUCUCAGUCUUUUUCAGUUCAGCUCUGAAUUUUGUUAUUUAUUGUAUUCUACCAGCUUUGAGAUUUAUUUGCUCUUUCUUCUCUAGUUCUUUUACUUGUAAUGUUAGGCUGUUAACAUUACAAGUUAAUCUUUUUUUAAUGUGUGAGCAUUUAGCACUAUAAAUUAUUGUCAUCACACUAUAAAUUAUUGUCUUAACACUGCCUUAGCUGUUUCCUAAAGAUUUUAGUAUGUUGUAAUAUAUCUUUGUUAUCAUUAAUUUUAAAAACUUCUUUCUUUCUGACAUAGCAGGAGUGUUCAAUUUCCAUGUAAUUGUAUGUUUCUAAGUGAAUUUUCUUAGUCUUGAUUUCUAAUAUGGUCUGAGAUGGCUAUGAAAUCAGUUAUUUUGCAUUUGCUGAGGAGAUUUUUAUUCCUGAUUAUGUGAUUGAUUUUAUAGUAUGUGUCAUGUGGUGAUAAAAAAAAUGUAUAUUUGUUUAUUUUUGGUUAGUGUUCUAUAGAAGUCUAUCAAGUCCAUUUGACACAGUGCUGAAUUUAAGUUCUUAAUAUCUUUGUUGAUUUUGUGUCUCAAUGAUCCAUCUAAUAUUGUCAAUGAAGCAUUAAAGUCCCUCACACUAUUGUGUAGAAGUCUGUCUCUAAGAACUUGCUUUAUUAAUCUGGAUACUUUUGUGUUGGGUGUAUAUAUAUUUAGCAUUGUUGUCCCUUUACUAUUAUGUAAUGCCUUUCUUUAUCUUUUUAUAAUCUUAGUUGAUCUAAAAUCUGUUUUGCCAGAAACAAGGAUUGAAACUCUUGCCUUUUUUCUGUCUUUUUAUUUGGUUGGUAGGUUUUACUCCAUUUUUUUAUUUUGAGCCUGUGUGACAUAGUGUCUUGAAGACAAUAUACCAGUGGGUCUUGAUCCUUUAUGCAGCUUGCCACUUUGUCUUUAAUUUGGGGCAUUUAGCUCAUUUACAUUUAAGGUUAGUGUCAAUAUACGUGUACUUGAUUCUGUCAUGAUCUUAGUUAUUUUGCAGACUUGUUUAUUGUGUAAAACAAAUGGUUUUGUUUUGUGGUUGCUUUACAGUGUCACUGGUUUAUGUACUUUAAUGUGUUUGCCUCUGUCUUUCCUAUUCAGUGCUGUCUUCAGCACUUCUUGUAAGGCAGGCCUGGUGGUAACAAAUUUCCUCAGUAUUAUCUGAAUAGGGUCUUAUCUCCUUUACUUCUGAAGCUUAAUUUGGUCAGAUAUAAAAUUUUUGGUUAGAACUUUUUUUAAAGUAUGUUGAAUAUUGGCCUCUAAUCUCUUUUGUUUUUUUUUUUUGUUUGUGCCGAAAAGUUCAUUGUUAGUCUGAUGAGCUACCGUUUGGAGGUUACCUGGCCUUUUUCUUUAGCUGCCUUUAACCCAUUUUCUUUCAUUUCAGCCUUGGGGAAUCUCAUGUUUAUCCGUCUUGGGAAUGACAUUCUUGAGGAGUAUCCAACUGGGGUUUUCUGUAUUUCCCAAAUUUGAAUGUUAGCCUCCCUAGCUAGCUUGGGGACGUGAUCUUGGUUGAUGUCCUAAAACAUGUCUUUGAGGUUGUUUUCAGUCUCAUCAUGUCUUUCAGGUACACCAUUUAGUUAUAGAUUGGGUCUGUUUAGAUGAUCUCACAUUUCUUGGAGGUUUUGCUUAUUCCUCUUGAUUUUUUGUUUUCCCUCUUCUUGCCUGCUUUAUUUCAAAAAGCCAGUCGUCAAGCUCUGGGAUUACCUCCUCUGCUUGGCAUAUUCUGCUACUCAUGCUUGAUUGCUUUAUGGAAUUUUUGUAGUAGAUUUUUAGCUCUAUCAGGCUGUUUAUGUUCUUCUCUAUAUGGAUUGUUGUUUUUUUUUUCUGUCAGUUCCUACAAUGUUUUAUCAUAAUUUUUAACUUCCUUGCGUUGGGUUACAACUUAACUCUUGUAGCUCAAUGAACUUUUUUCCUAUCCUUAUUCUGAAUUCUACUUCUGUUACUUUAGCUAUCUCUGCCUUUGCUGAGAGGUGAUUUGGUCAUUUGGAAAAAAGAAGCCACUCCGCUUUUUGAGUUGUCAUCAUUGUUGCACUGAUUCUGUCUCAUGUUUGCAGGCUUAUCUACAUUUAAGCUUUGAGGUUGCCGAACUUUGGAUGGAAUUUUUUUUUCCUUUUACUUGGUGCCCCUAAGGGUUUAAUUGAGGUAUAAGGCAAAUUCAGCAGAUAUGGUUGAUUCCUGGGAAAUUUUAAGGGGCCAGUUCUCAAUUCACAACUUCUAGGCUGCAUGCACUAACUGUAGGACACUUGUAUUGAGCCCUGAGUUAAUUCUCUGGUUUCUUGAGGUUUGAAGUCCACUGUGCUUGGGGGACUGAGGUGAUGCAGCUGCAGCAGAGUGCUAGUGGAUGUGGAGUUUUGGGCUCUCUGUGGACAUUCAUCUCAUUGUUAGAGCCAGAGCAUCUGGGUGGGAGUUGGGGGCCCCUGCUGGAGACUCUGGGUGCUGUUGUACUAGUGGUAUUGGCUUGAGACAGGGUAUUGGCCAGCACAGGUUCAAUGCCUUGUCUGUGUCCUGCAAGCUCAGUGUGUGGAAGCAUCCUCCCUGUUCUCUGCACAGUGUCAGCACAAGGGAAGGGCAGGGCUUGCGGGCUUUGUGCCAGCCAGGGCUCCAUUUGCAAUUGCAGUUGCUUGGGGUUGAGAGUCAUACUGCAUUCCCAUGGGCUGGUGGGCAAGUAAAGCAAAACAUGCCCAUGGAGACAUGUGCCAUCAGAGUGAUGUGGGAGUUGCUUGCCAUGGACUUGGGGGAAGCUUCAGUAGAGGGGGGAACAUGAAUGCUGGUGCAUAGCCAUAGGGGCCGCUUUGCUGGAGCUAUUCAUUAGUCAGGCAAGGUCCACCAGUGCAGAAUGUAUGGUGUGGGCCCUUAGGGCUAUUGAAACUGCCCUGGAAGCAGGUGUGGCCAAGCUCUGCCCAGGAGAAGCUAUCAUUCCAAGAAGUGCUCAGCUUGGACUGUCCUCUUCUGAUGUGCAAGACCAUCCUUCAGAGAUCAGGUCCAACAGUUUUUCUAUGGCUAAAGUCUGUUACGGGAAUAAGUUGAACUUAGAGGGAUGGCCAUCUCUGGCCAUGGUCCUCUACAGAUACUCUCACACCAAAUCCUCUGCUCCACAUCACCUGGCUUGCCUCCCCACCACUUUCUUGUCUUCUGGGAGUGACACCUCAGAGAGCUGUAGCUCAAUAAUCACUUAUUGCAGUAAGUCCAGGAUAAAUGGCCUGUGUUUUAGGCCAAGCAAGGGGUUGUUUCUGUCUGGUGAUGAGCAGUGAAGUGUGAGUGGGACCCAUUGGAGAUAGACUGGCCUUUCUUUGGGCUCACGGCAUGCAGCUUGUUGGAAGUGUGGAUAAAGAACUUUGAAUUUUGGCUUUUUCACUAGUUGGAGGGUAGCAAAGACAGUUCCAAUAUAGGGGCAGUGGCAGAGACGCUUCUAUUAGUUGCCCCUGGAGGCUUUUUCUAGGGAAUUGUUAAGUUGCUAAUAGCUCGGUAGCACUUGCGUUUGUUGGCUAGAGGCCCAGGCCAGGAGGACCUACCUAGUGAGAAUAUAUGAGAUACAUAUGGGGUGAUUAGAAUAGUUUGGCUGCUUUCCCAUAGGACUGUUACAAUAUGCUGGGUGUCCACUGUUGUUUCUAGUCACUUCACAUUUUCCGGCACCUGAAGAUAUCACCAGUGAAGGCUGUAAAACAGAAAAAAUAGCAACCUGCCCCUUUCUCUGGGAACUCUAUCCUAGAAAUGUAUAGAACAAUUGCCAGUCCAAAAGCACUUGUAAAAGGUAACUGGAGACUCCUGAUGGGAAGUUUCACCCAGUGAGGAGAAACAAGAUUUGGGACCCACUUAAAAAAGCAGUCUGGUCACAUUUUGUAGGGCAGCUUUGUCAUGUUAGGGUACCACUUCCACCUCUGGUUGACUUGGAAUCUCCCAAGCCAGAGGCUAGAACAGCCUAGUCACCCAAACAGCAAAGAGGGUUACUUAUCUACCAUCUGGGGGCUUUGUUCCAGGGAGUUUCUAAAACUCCUUCAGCUGGAGAGAGCACCAGUGGUUAUUUCUGGAGAUCCUAGUUGGGACAUACACUGUCCGGUGAGGAGGAAUGAGACUGAAAACCUUUACCAGACAGUCUGGCCAUGUUUUUGUAGAGCAGCUGUACUGUCAUGAGGGAUCCUUUCCACCCCCACUCAGCUCAUCAAAGCCUAAAAGCUGGAAUGGCUUAAGUUGCCACAGCAGCAAAGGCGUCGGCCCACUCCUCCGUCUUGGAGCUGCACCUCUGGGAGGUGCAGUGCCGCUACCAGUGACUGCCUGGAUUUUAAGACAGUGGGUCUUAUCCUGUGGGGUGCUGUGAAAGUGGGGCUCACCCCUCUAGAGUCCACCUCUUUCCUGUGGGUAUGCACAGAGGUGUAACCUUCCGUUUUGCUGGAGUUGCAGCCAUGUUUUUUGGGAAACCCAGAAAGCCAGAGUAUCUAAGGCCCACAGGUCUCUGCACAGGCCUAGGCCUCUGCUCUGCUGAGACUCCACGUAGCUCUGUGUGUCAAACUGAAGGCCUUGGUAGAGUUGCUUCAUGCAGUGUCUCCUGACCCAAGGGUUGCAGAGGUCUGUAGGAGAAGUUUGGGUUUCCACAGUGACUCAUUCACUUGCUGAUUUAUUGGGUGGGGAGGUGCUGUGUCUUCAUUUCUUAGUAUUUAUACAAAAUUUCAUGGUCAUUGGUUGCUACAUCAGUAUUAUGAGAAGUUUUUCUUUAUUAGAUGGACACGUUUCCAUACUUUUCUGUGGAAGAUUAAGAAAACUGAAAUAUAAGAUGCGUGACAAAAUUCUAAAUGGGAAGGCCCUUAGUGGAUGGUUUACAACAGUGUCAUAAGUGAAAGAAUAGCAGUGUGGUAAGUGUUCAGAAUAAUAUACUUAUGCAUUAUAAUAGGAGAAACAUUUUGAAUUUUAGAAGUAAAUUGUUUUACCAUUUGCAUGUUAAGGUAAUUAAAAUACAGUGGAUUUAAAAAUGCUUUUAUUAAAUGACAGUAUGUGAACUUAAUUUGUUUUAAUAAAAAUGGUUUUAAUGUGGUAAGCCUGUUUUACAUUGAAUGUGUAUCUUGCCACUGAUGUUAGCAUCCCAUCUUGCCCAAGGUUGGGUAAGGUAACAGCAUAACAAUAUACAAUAAGAGCAUAACAAUACACUAUUCCACUAUUGACAUAGUGGAAUAACCUCUCGUGAUUCUUUUUGUCAGUGGGCUUCAACUUCAGAUAGCUUGGAGAAUAUUGUUUCUACAGCUUACGCUUUUUUUUUAAUUAGUAACUACAGGUUAUUAUGUUAGGAAUAAUAAGGAUUAUAUGAUUAUAAUGGAGUUAUAUAUUUCUGAAUUCUGAAUGACAAUUUACAAAAUUUUAUUCUGUUAAACAUGGGACUUCUGUGGUAUGCAAAACACAUACAGACUUUUAGUUUUGAUUUAUGUGGAUUUAAAUAUACAUACAUAUCACUGUAAAAUAAACUUUAGGGUAUUAUUGGAGAAAGCAAUCAUGUUUGUGAAUGGCUGUGUAGCUACUCUGAGAAGAAAAAAAAUAGUAGAAUAAAACAUAAUUUUACAAGGAUUGAUAAGUUUCCAGCAAACCAGAAACUUCAAAGAUUUUGAAAGCAAAUCAGUUUUCUCUGCUUUAUACUGAAUUUAUUUAUCUCAAAUAUUAUUACUCCUGGCUUAGAGUCUUCUUAUGCAAAUCUUCUGUUUUUUGUUUGUUUGCCUGUUACUCUAGACCUACUGUAUAAUUUUCUUUUUGUCAAAUUUCAGAAAGUAUUUUCAAUAUAAUCCCUUCAGGGAUUAUAAAAGUGACUUCUAAAAUUUAAUGGUGUUCACAACAUAAUUUUAAGGUGUAAUUUCACAGUGAGUGUAUUGCAUUCUAUUUAGUGAGUGCAUUUUAUUUUUUCAAUUAGAUAAUGCUAUUUAAUUCAAUUUUUGUUUAGAUAUGAAUCAUUUUACUUUUUAGAAUUGUUAUAGUUGAGUUCAUUGAAUUUAUUGGGCCAACUUAUUUAAAGUGAACAGUUGGAGCCACAUAAGGUCUAUUUGGCAUACGUGUGAAGUAAACAAACACAGAACAAUGCUAGCUAAUAGAAGCUAUGUAAUUAGUUAUAAAAUUCUUAUUGAAACUAGCAUGUGGCCUCAGGUGAAUAAUUGAAAAUAUCAAUAGUGAAGAAAUGGCAUUGAUUCUGCCUAUGAAGAGUGGAUAACUGUACCCGUGCUGCACAAGUGACUCACUACAUUUAGAAGAAAGUGUUGUUUCUUUCAUUUUCAUAAAUACUGCUUUUCUAUAUUUUUAUGUUAAUCUUCAGCUACUUAUGCAUAAAAGCCCUUUGCCUUAUUUGCCUGUAUUAUGGCUACAGCUUUCUUACUUUUCUACCCAGCCUGUGUCAUUUCACACAGUGCUUGUAGGUUUUUGUGAGAUAUUUGGAAUUUUGUAAUUAGUAAAAUACUGUUUUUUUUUAAAACUGGCAGCGUCUUUUGUUUUUGAGUGUGUAUGUUAAAUGUUAAACAAAAGAAUAACCUGUAAAUUUAAAAUAAAAAAAGAUUUUUCCAGGUUGAUGUUGAAA